Adineta steineri is the source of this 288-nucleotide messenger RNA. Lineage: Eukaryota; Metazoa; Rotifera; Eurotatoria; Adinetida; Adinetidae. The record is from the annotation of a GenBank genome assembly.
AUGUUAUUAAAUAUAUUAAAAUCAUUAGAAGAAAAUCGUGAAAAUUGUAUAACAAAAUAUUUUUUUAAAUAUCAAAUAACUGCAGAUAAUCAAUUUCGUAGUAUGAUGAGUUCAGGUAGCUCAAUUAUAUCAGCUAUUAUAUUUUGUUUCAAUCGUUGUAAUAAUGAGAAUAAUCUUCUUAAAUUUGAUUCAUUAAAUUCUGAUGUUUUUGGAUAUCAUAUUGUACAAUUUGAACUUUGCUUAGAUAUAGAUGAAUAUGAAGUUAAUACAACAACAUUAUUAACUUGA